This is a messenger RNA of Vigna radiata var. radiata (mung bean), 3556 nucleotides long. Its product is annotated as pentatricopeptide repeat-containing protein At5g01110. Lineage: Eukaryota; Viridiplantae; Streptophyta; Magnoliopsida; Fabales; Fabaceae. The transcript has a single exon. Gene Ontology annotation, molecular function: protein binding. The record is from RefSeq and is a predicted model, not a curated record. The coding region runs from base 41 to 1978 and encodes 645 amino acids.
UACAAUAAAAUUAUGCUGUGACGUUCCCACAGCUGCAUCAAUGGCGAAGACAGUGUUGAGGCGGAACCUACUGUCGCGCUUUCUCAGACCUUCUGUGUUGGCAGUUGUUCAAUGUCAUCGCAACUUCAUCCACGCGGGUACCAAUCCCACGCUCCACGACCUCCUUCGCACCGGGAACCUUCCAGAAGCUCAGGCUCUCCUCCUCCGAAUGAUCAGAAAACGCGGCGUUUCACGUCCCCACCUCAUCGAUUCCCUUCUCGCCCCUUCUUCUCAGUCUCACACAAACGCUAUCGUUUUCGAUUUACUCAUAAGAACCUACGUCCAGUCACGGAAGCUUCGAGAAGCUGCCGAAGCCUUCCGCUUGCUGAGGCAGCGCGGCUUCACCGUCUCCAUCAACGCCUCCAACGCGCUGCUCGGCGCGUUGGUGAAAGUGGGAUGGGUGGAUUUGGCGUGGACGGUGUACGAGGAUGUUGUCGCAAGUGGCACAACGGUUAAUGCCUUCACUCUCAACAUUAUGGUCAAUGCUUUUUGUAAAGAGGGUAGGUUCGAGGAGGUUAAGGUUUUCUUGUCCCAAAUGGAGGGUAGAGGUGUUUUGUCUGAUGUUGUCACGUAUAAUACUCUCAUCAACGCGCAUUGUCGUCAGGGGAACGUGUGUGAGGCUUUCGAGUUGUUGAACUCAAUGUGGGGUGUGGGGUUGAAGCCUGGGGUUUUUACUUAUAAUGCUAUUAUUAAUGGUUUGUGUAAGAAAAGGGAUUAUGAGAGAGCGAGGAGUGUUUUGGAUGAGAUGUUGGGGAUGGGGUUGAGUCCUGAUGCUGCCUCGUUUAAUCCCUUGCUUGUGGAAGGUUGUAGGAAGGAUGAUAUUCGUGAGGUUGAGAAUGUAUUUGAUGAAAUGCUGAGGUGUGGUGUUGUUCCUGAUUUGAUUAGUUUUGGUUCUGUGAUUGGGGUGCUCUCUAGAAACGGGUGUUUUGAUAAGGCUUUGGACUAUUUUAGGAAGAUGAAGGAUGCUGGGUUGGUCGCCGAUACUGUGAUUUAUACUAUUCUUAUUGAUGGAUAUUGUAGAAAUGGCAAUGUGACUGAGGCGUUGAACGUGCGGAACGAGAUGGUUGCCCGGGGUUGUGCGAUGGAUGUAGUUACUUAUAAUACUCUGUUGAAUGGGUUGUGCAAAGGGAAGAUGCUCGGUGAUGCUGAUGAGUUGUUUAAGGAGAUGGUGGAGAGGGGAGUUUUUCCGGAUUAUUACACUCUCACCACUCUCAUUCAUGGGUAUUGUAAAGAUGGAAACAUGAGUAGGGCGCUUGAUUUGUUUGAGACGAUGACUCAAAGGAGCCUUAAGCCGGAUGUUGUGACGUAUAAUACGUUAAUGGAUGGCUUUUGCAGGAUUGGUGAAAUGGAGAGGGCUAAGGAGUUGUGGUGUGAUAUGGUGAGUAGGGGGAUAUUGCCCAACCAUGUGUCGUUUAGCAUUUUGAUAAAUGGGUUUUGCAGUUUAGGAAUUAUGGGUGAAGCAUUCAGGGUGUGGGAUGAAAUGGUAGAAAAAGGUGUUAAGCCUACUUUGGUUACUUGCAACACCGUUAUUAAGGGUUAUUUGAGGACUGGCAAUAUGUCUAAGGCGAAUGACUUCUUCAACAAGAUGGUUUUAGAAGGAGUUUCUCCUGACUGCAUUACAUAUAAUACUCUUAUAAAUGGUUUUGUAAAAGAAGAGAGCUUUGACAGAGCUUUUGUCUUGCUUAACAACAUGGAAGAACAUGGGCUGCUGCCUGAUGUUAUCACGUAUAAUGCAAUACUUAGUGGAUAUUGUGGGCAAGGCAGAAUGCGGGAGGCUGAGAUGGUAUUACGCAAGAUGAUUGACAGUGGUAUAAGUCCUGAUAGAUCAACAUACACAUCAUUGAUAAAUGGGCAUGUUUCUCUAGACAAUCUCAAAGAGGCAUUCCGUUUUCAUGAUGAAAUGCUGCAAAGGGGUUUUGUGCCAGAUGACAAAUUCUAAUAUCGAAACCAAGCUUAAGAGAAGAGAAGCCAUCUGUCUCUACAUGUUGGUCAUUCAAAUAGUGAGCUAGCGGUUGAGCGAUGCACACCAGUGCUCGAGCCAUGAAUAACAUAUUUAAACAUGUUUUGGAGCGAGUAAGCACAUUUCUUGAGCCACAACACGAUGUUUAAGAGAGCAGCCAAAAUUUAAUUCAAAUUAUAGUGACAAUUCUCUUUGCUCAAAACAAUACUCAAACGAGACAAGGAAAGCAACCUUCAGAGCCCAACAAGCAGGUUUCUUAGGCACCCUCAUGUGACAUUUUUGUUAUCUAUGGAGAAGCAAUCACCUCACUUAAGCAUCCAAGCAACGAUUAAGUGAAUGGUGGCCACUGGAAAACUGUAAAUAGGACUUGUUUAUUGUUUUGAAGAGAUAUACGUGGUUUAGAAUAGAAUUUAGAAUAUGAUCUCUCUCUCUCUCUCUCUCCACUUAUUAAAUUAGUAUUAGGAAGUGCACGUGUUCGGUCUAUAUUGCACGAAUAUCUAAGGAAGGAAGUGGCAGAUGACUUCAGACACGACUUCUCUGCUUAUCCUGGUGAUUUUAUUUUACCAUGAGUUCCUAUUUAGGGGUUGAAUAUAGUCUUUUUAUUGGUUAAUUAUUCAUGUAGCUUAAUGUGAUCUUAUAUUUGAGGUUGGUGAUUUAAUCUGGUCUUAAUGUUUGCAUAUGUGUGAUGGAUCCAUAAUUGUUCUCAAGUUUCCAAGGAAAAAAUAUGGAAAGUGAUUUUUAGAAUUGGACUUAAGAUAUUUCAGUUUAUUAGCCUGGUAGGAAUGGACUUUAAUAUAUUGAUUUGUUGUGGUGUUCAUUGUGCUUGAAUUAUGAGAACAGUCCAUAGAUUAGAGUAUGACUUUAAAUCCUAAGGAUAGUUCUGAAAAAUGAUUCUUAGGAUUAGAUUUGAUUAAUUUCACUCUACAUUUUAAGAUACAUGGAGUAAAUUUUGGAUAUGUUAAUUGCUUAUAAAAUGACUGCAUAAUGCAGAAAUAUUUAUGUAAUAUACAGGGAAUCCAUGUUUGAUAAAUAUUCUUAGACCUUAUGAGAAAACUUUAGAAUUAUGUUGCAAGAAUAUUAGUUAGAAGAUACGUUAGGUGAAACCAUAGAUAAUUUAAAUUAUUUUCAAUCUCAUAUUCAUAGAUUAUUCAGUUUUUUUUGGCAUCAAACGCAGUCUAUUAACCCAAAACAGCAAUCUGAACUAUUGAAUUGGAAGUUUACAAUUAAUGGAAUCUGACGAGUAAUUCCCUCUGUAUAUGAUACUCUUAUACUUAUUCUUUUGAAAACUAUAAGACUUUGAUAAGUUGCCUAGUAAAACAAUUAUUUAUACCAAAAUUUCCUCAAUUACUAUACAUUAUGAAUGCCAAGUGCUGCUACUUCCAUGCCUAUGAACGCAUUACAGAAUAAUAGUUAUUAGGUUAUCCUUCGUGAUUUAUAUUUCGUUUUUGUAUUAUGAAUAUUUAGAUUCUAUCUUCCAAAUUUCAAUUUGAACAGAAGAAUCCUUAUAGUUCUGGAUGCUUGGAAAUGCAACCCAUCCAUGUUUCUAACUUCUAAGCA